Molecule: messenger RNA, 387 nt
Organism: Serendipita indica DSM 11827
Lineage: Eukaryota; Fungi; Basidiomycota; Agaricomycetes; Sebacinales; Serendipitaceae
Source: the annotation of a GenBank genome assembly
AUGGGAUACAGAAAGGCCGAAGGACAAGGCACAAACUUUCACGGCCACAUCACCGCGCUUUCCAUCGCACCAGAGUAUCGCAAACUCGGGCUCGCGAAGCGGCUGACCAAGCUGCUCGAGGAAAUAUCUGACGGCGUCUACCAUGGAUUCUUUGUUGAUCUCUACGUCCGGCCGUCGAAUGCAAUUGCGACGGAAAUGUACGAAAAGAUGGGCUAUAGCGUCUACCGCACCGUCAAAGAGUACUAUGGGAAUCUAGGUCCGGGGAGCGAAGGUUCGGCGGCAGAGGAUGCGUAUGAUAUGCGGAAGCCGCUCUCGAGGGAUCCUCAUCGCAAAUCAGUUCGAGCAAACGGACGUGACGUGAUUGUCAGCGCGUCGAGUGUCACAUAA